AUGAAGGAGAAAGACCGCUCGCCAGUGAGGAAACGCUCUCGGAUGCCAGAUGACUGCAAAGAGCGAAGAGGAAGUCUCCCUAGCAGGCGGACGGGAGAGUUGUUGGCCGUCGCCAGCAACAACGGCAACAGCUACGUCUCCGCCUCGUCCAGAAGAAGCUUACCGGGUGACAAAAGAGACAGUUAUUCGGACAUUCGGCCCGGUAAUGGCUAUGACUACGGAGUUCCGCCCGCCGUCCUCGCUUCACGCAGCGACCCGCGCUCCUCUGAAAGUGAGUACAAUACUCUUAAAAUUAGUGAACUGGGCUCGCAUCUGAACGACGAAGACAUCGAAGACGGACUAUUUCACGAGUUUAAGAAAUUUGGAAACGUGAGUGUGAAAAUGAGUCGGGAAAACGGCGAGAAGGUGGCGUUCGUCAACUUCCGGAAGCCCGAAGACGCCCGAGCGGCGAAGCACGCUCGAGGCCGACUGGUGCUCUUCGACCGGCCUCUCAAAGUCGACCUGGUGUACAAUAACCGGCGCAGGAGCCGCUCCCCGCUUUCCAAAGACAAUUUCCCAACAGGACAAAGACACGUGCCCCCGCAGAGAACACUUUCGCCUACCGGUUUGGGCUACAGGGACUUCCGGUUACAGCAAAUGGCGCUGAGCAAUCUCCCUCCUCCUCCCCUGCCUCACCUCACAGAUGUUGAAAGAGAUGCAUAUUACUCCCUAUAUGAUGCCAGGAAUCACGCUGCAUUCCUUCCAGAAUUCCACAAUGACAACUCGUCGGCGGACGACCAGAGGGCAAACAGGACGUUGUUCCUCGGCAACCUGGACGUCAGCUUGACAGAGAAUGACCUGCGGCGAGCGUUUGACCGCUUCGGCACCAUAACCGAAGUAGACAUUAAGCGAGCGGCGCGCGGCCAGAACAAUUUUGGUUUUGUCAAGUUUGAAAAUCUCGACAUGGCCCAUCGAGCCAAAGUGGCCAUGUCGGGGAAAAUGUUGGGCCGCAACCCCGUUAAAAUUGGAUAUGGCAAGCCCACACCCACGACCAGGCUGUGGGUGGGAGGCCUCGGCUCGUGGGUUUCCCUCUCCGCCCUGGCUAAAGAGUUUGACCGCUUUGGCACCAUCAGGACUAUAGACUACAGGAAAGGCGAGUCCUCGGCUUACGUUCAGUAUGAGAGCCUGGAUGCCGCUCAGGCCGCGUGCGCCAACAUGCGAGGCUUCCCUCUGGGCAGCUCCGACAGGAGACUGCGAGUAGACUUUGCUGACACCGAGCAGCACUACAAACAACAGCAGCAGUACAACCAGCCCCCUCUGGCCCUCCCGCAUUACGACUCUAUCACUCCGGCGUUCGAUCACCGCUUCACCGACCCCAUCAGAGAGCGGUCGCCGUUGCUACCUCCUCGCUUCCGUGAGCGUGAGCUUUCCUCUCCGGCCGAAUGGUCCGGCUUGGGUGUCCACGAAAGGACGCGAGGGUCCGGCUUUCCGGCUCACCUGGAGAGACUUUCCCGUGAGCCCUGGACGGCGGAACGCGAGUGGGAGUUACAAAGAGGCGAAGGGAGUCGACGAAGACGACACCCGGAGCAUGCGUGGCGCACGGAUCGAUCCCCUGACCACAACGGCACGCCGCGAAAUGGCAGCCCAGUGAACGGAGGCGGCGAUAGCGAUGGCGAACGCUUGCCUCGCUCCGGUCGCCCAUCCCCGACGAGAGGGCGCCCAAACAGUCAGGACCGGAGAAGAAGACCUCUCAGCCCGACCGCAGCCCCCUCAAACUCCCAGAGGGAGCGUAAGCGCAAACCUGCCGACAAACUGAAGAGCCCGGCGGGGAAGGACGACGUCUCCGGACGCACAUCCGCUCAGAAGCUGAGUCACGUGUGGCAAGGUGUCCUCCUCCUGAAGAAUAGCAGUUUCCCCACAGCGCUGCACCUGCUGGAAGGCGACAUGGCGGUGGUCUCCAGACUGCUCCAAGAGGGCUCCAAGGACGUCCAAGCGUCUCAGCUGAAAAUCAGCCAGCGCCUACGGAUGGAGCCGCCCAAGCUGGAAGAGGUCUCCCGCCGCAUCAAGGCCGCCGGACCCGGCGGCUACUCCGUGCUCCUAGCCGUGCCCGUCAAAUCAGACGACGCGCCUCCAGACGGUAAAGACUCGAUGGAGCGCCCGCUGAAGAACCUGGUGUCCUACCUGAAACAGAAGGAAGCGGCCGGCAUUGUCAGCCUCCCCGUGGGCGGUGCCCGCGCCAAGGAGCACAGCGGCGUGCUUCACGCGUUCCCUCCAUGUGAGUUCUCUAUGCAGUUUAUGGAUGAGUCUGCAAAAGCUUUUGCUAAAUCAGAUGAUGACUACAUGGUGAUGGUAAUUAUUCGAGGGGCAUCGUGA
Molecule: messenger RNA, 2352 nt
Organism: Nerophis lumbriciformis (worm pipefish)
Lineage: Eukaryota; Metazoa; Chordata; Actinopteri; Syngnathiformes; Syngnathidae
Source: RefSeq, a predicted model, not a curated record